Dama dama (fallow deer) is the source of this 612-nucleotide messenger RNA. It is a transcript of the gene TAF11L2, whose product is annotated as TATA-box binding protein associated factor 11 like 2. Gene Ontology annotation, molecular function: transcription coactivator activity; protein heterodimerization activity. Gene Ontology annotation, cellular component: transcription factor TFIID complex; nucleus. Lineage: Eukaryota; Metazoa; Chordata; Mammalia; Artiodactyla; Cervidae. The transcript has a single exon. The coding region runs from base 1 to 612 and encodes 203 amino acids. The record is from RefSeq and is a predicted model, not a curated record. Gene Ontology annotation, biological process: RNA polymerase II preinitiation complex assembly; transcription initiation at RNA polymerase II promoter.
AUGGACAAGGCCAGGGCAUGGCUACCGGACCUAGGUGUGUCGCAGGAGACACCAGGCGUGCCCCUGGGACCGGAACCCAGAGACCCAGGCCGAAUCCUGCCGCGGGACCCAGCCCAGGAAGCCCGGGAAGCCUCUGACGAGGAAGGCGGUGAGCCUGCGUGUCAGGACUGCCCGCAGCCAAGGGCAGGUGAAGAGGCGGACUCUUCCUCACGUCCCCCUGUGGCCAAGAGACAGAAAGUGGACACCGAGGGCAAGAGAGGCAGGCAACGGGAAGUGGAUGAAGAGGAGGCCCAGAAGAUGAGAACCCUUGUGGCUGCUAUGAGCCAGGAGCAGCUGAACCGUUACCAAGUGUUUCGCCGCUCAGCCUUCCCCAAAGCCACCAUCAAACGUCUGAUCCAGGCCGUGGCCUGCACGCCGGUGUCCCAGAACGUGGUCAUUGCCAUGUCUGGAAUGGCCAAAGUGUUCGUUGGGGAGGUGGUGGAAGAGGCCCUAGACAUGUGUGAGAAGUGGGGCGAGAAGCCCCCACUCCAACCCAAACCUCUGAGGAAGGCUGUUCGCAGGCUACGCGAAAAGGGGCAGAUGCCCAGCACCAAGCACAAGAUCCUCUUCUAG